Messenger RNA from Sturnus vulgaris (Common starling), 3395 nucleotides. RefSeq names its product cadherin 17 (gene CDH17). The record is from RefSeq and is a predicted model, not a curated record. Gene Ontology annotation, cellular component: adherens junction; catenin complex; plasma membrane. Gene Ontology annotation, biological process: cell-cell junction assembly; cell-cell adhesion mediated by cadherin; multicellular organism development. Gene Ontology annotation, molecular function: cadherin binding; beta-catenin binding; calcium ion binding. Lineage: Eukaryota; Metazoa; Chordata; Aves; Passeriformes; Sturnidae.
UCUGAGGGCAACUCUGAGGAACUAUAAACUGGAUAAGCACAGACAGACAUCACCCACCUGUGCAAAGGUGAUUCCCACAGCUGAAAGAAAGAACCAUUUUUAGAGCAAAAUAAGCUUUUCAUGUUACAGGAAGCAAAACAUAUUCCAGUAUGCUUAAGCUGUGUGGACUUCAAUUUCUGCUUCUCAUUCACUCGGCUAUAUGGCUUAAUCUGGAGUGCCUGAGUGUGAGUGGGCCUCUGCAGGACAUGGACUUCUUUGUUCAAGAAGGAGGGGGUCCACGCAUCCUUCACCAGUUCACACUUGAGUCACCUGCUGUGAGUUUCAGAGUGUCUGGUGAAAAAGCUGGAAUUAUUGACAUUGACCCAAGGAAAGGCAUCCUGUAUAUCAAUGGGUCUCUGGACUGGGAGACCAAACAAGUGCACAAGCUGCAGGUGGAAAGUCUGGAUGAAAGUGGAAGCACAGUUAAAGGUCCAUAUGCUGUUACAAUAUAUGUGGAAGAUAUCAAUGACAACCCACCAGAAUUUAACCAGACAGAGUACUUUGGAGUAGUGAGGCAGAACUCUCGUCCAGGCAAACCCUUCAUGUAUGUCCAUGCCACUGACCGUGAUGAUCCUACAACUCCCCACGCAAAGCUGUCAUACAGUAUUUUACAUCAUUUUCCCAAAUAUUUUGAAGAAAUGCUUUUCCAGAUUGAUAAUGCAACUGGAGCAAUCUCACCAACCAGGACAGGCUCUUACUACUUGGAUCCUCUAAAGCAGGACACCUUCACACUUGUUGUGUCCGUGAAGGACAUGGGAGGGACGACAACGAAUGCUUUCGCCAGCAGUGUUGAUGUGGUCAUCACUGUGAUGGAGAGCCUGUGGAAAGCUCCCUCCACUAUCUACAUCAAAGAAAACUCAACCCAGGUCCACCCUGUCAACAUCACCAAGGUGCAGUCAAAUGAACCAGAUGUAAUUUAUGACCUUUUUGAAAAAGAAAAGCUGCCAAGGCUCCCAUUUUCCAUCAGUAAGGAUGGGGAUAUUUAUGUGACUGAACCACUGGACAGGGAAGAAAAGGAUAGUUAUACAUUCUUUGUGGUGUCAAAAGAUAGCACAGGAGAACUGGUGGACAAGCCUUUGCAAAUUUAUGUUAUUGUGGAAGACAUCAAUGACAAUCCCCCUGUGUGCCAGCAGGACCUCACUGUAAUUGAAGUUCAAGAAAAUGAACAGGGAGGAAGUAAUAUUGGCACCGUGCUUGCUACGGACAGGGAUGAAGAGAACACCUUUAACUCUCGUCUGCGGUUCCAAAUCCAAAGUCAGGAACCUGAAUAUCCCUCAAAUAAUCUCUUCUAUAUUCAGCAAGACACCGGGACUUUGCAAUUAACCGGCCGUUCCUUAAGCAAGCGAGAUUCAGCCAAGUAUUCCUUGAAGGUCCUGGUGUCAGAUCCACAAUUCCAAACCAUCUGUGAUGUGGAAGUACAUGUCAUUGACAUCAAUGAUGAAAUUCCCAUCUUUGAAAAAUCAAAUUAUGACAAUGUGACUUUGGCAGAAAAUACCCCAAUAGGAACUCUGAUAUUAGAAAUUCAAGCUACUGAUGGAGAUGAGCCUGCCACGGGAAGCUCCCUCAUCAUUUACCAAGUGAAGGAAGGCGAUCCAAACAACACGUUCAUCAUAGAUACAGACUCUGAAACAAACCGAGGGUUCGUCAGGCUUAACAAGGCUCUUGAUUUUGAAACAACACCUGUGUACAACCUGGUGAUCAACGCCACAAACCCCGAACCACUGGUGUCAGGCGUGAAGUACAACUCGAGCUCUCUUGCCACAUUUAACGUUUAUGUAACAAAUGUGGAUGAGCCACCUGCAUUCCAGACGCCAGUUUACAAAACAGAAGUGUCUGAAGACAUUCCUGUCAAUACCUUGGUCAUGACAGUGGGGGCCCGUGAUCCUGAAGGGGAUUCUGUACGAUACUCCUUGGAAGGUGAUGUGAGAAAAUGGCUGAGAAUUGAUUCAGCCACUGGAGAGAUAUACACUGCUUCCCUUUUGGAUCGAGAAAAAGAAGAAAUAUACUCAAUAGAGGUUGUUGCAUCAGAGCUAAAUAAUGCAACUCAGAAAUCCAGAGCAUUCUUGGUUCUACAGUUACGUGAUGUGAAUGACAACCACCCACAUAUAGCUACGGAUAAUCCUACUUUCUUCUGCUACCCAGUCAGUGGAGGAGAGAGAACUCUUAUUCAAGCUACUGAUGCUGAUGAACUCCUUUUUUAUUCAAAAUUUACUUUUUCCCUUCCGGAUGAGGCGAACACAAGAAGUAAUUGGCAAAUCUCAAAAUACAAUGCUACUCAUGCUUACCUGUCCCCGAAACAUGGUAACUUUGAAGAGAAGGUGUAUGAUGUUCCAAUUAUACUUAAUGACAAUGGAAAUCCACCUUUGGAAAACAAAGUGAAUCUUAAAGUAAGCAUCUGCAAAUGUUCCAGUGAAAAUUCAUGUUUUAUUGAAAUAGACCGUCAGCAUUCCUGGCCAACUGUUGGACAGGCAAUUGGGAUUCUACUUGGGGUCCUGCUCAUAAUUGGUGCCAUUUUAGCGGGUGUGUUUUUCCACAUGAAACACAAAGAGAAAAAUGGAAAGAGCCAACCCAAAGAUGCAAAAGAUAAGGCUGAACUCAACAGACUGGCUUAAUGACUGUUUCAUCAAGAGGCAAAACCUCCCGUUGGGUUGUGAAUCAGUGAACUGUGAAGCUUCCAAAACCGAGAGGUGUACAAUCAUAAGCAACAAAAAAACAUGCAAAAGCAGACUCUCAGGGGUUUUGCCUCACUUUUGUAUAUAAUAUUAUUUAGUCACAAAACAUAAAAUAUAUGUAACCUUCAACAGCAGCCAUUAAUAAGCAUAUCAACUCUGUCUGAAGUGUUAACUCAUGAUGACACCAAAUGUUGAGCUCCUUCAGGGAUCUAUACCUGGGACCAGUCUCCUUCAUCUGACAGCUGAAGUAAAUAUGGAUUUAAUAGAGGACUACAUUUUGUCAACCUGCGCAUAUUUGUCUCUUUCCAACUCAGUAAGUCACUGAAGAGCAGAUUGGGAAAUAAAGUCCUGUGCUACGUUUGAAGAUACUCCAUGAAGUUGUAGGAAUCUCUCAGACUCUCAGCAAAGGAGAUCUCAAAUGUACUGCAAUCUGUAAUCUGCCCUGGGUCAUGCCUGUUUCCAUUAUGCUGAAUUUGUACUAUCAGUGUGACAUUACCAUUUUUCUUUUUCAAUAUCCCACAGAGUAAAACCAGUUUGUGUAGCACCAUGGCCUUUCAUUAGAGUUUCCAAGUUAAAGUUUCCCUAUGCUGAGUCAUGUGGGUAAUAUGCUGUUUUAUCAUACUGCUGCAAAUAUUGCUUUUGUCCCCUACACAUAAGAUAAGAAUAAAAAUGUUCUUUAAAGAA